Postia placenta MAD-698-R-SB12 is the source of this 306-nucleotide messenger RNA. RefSeq lists its product as hypothetical. Gene Ontology annotation, biological process: cytoplasmic translation. Bases 1 to 306 code for a protein of 101 amino acids. NCBI's taxonomy places the organism in Eukaryota, Fungi, Basidiomycota, Agaricomycetes, Polyporales, Adustoporiaceae. Gene Ontology annotation, molecular function: structural constituent of ribosome. The transcript is spliced from 4 exons. The record is from RefSeq and is a predicted model, not a curated record. Gene Ontology annotation, cellular component: ribosome; cytosolic large ribosomal subunit.
AUGGCCCGUUCCAAUAUCCGCUACGGCUUGACCAAGGGUCACCCCACGACUGCCAUCCCGAAGACUGUCCGCCCCAGCCAGCGGAAGGGUGUCCAGUCUGCGCGCACCAAGUUCGUGCGCUCUAUCGUGCGGGAGGUUGCAGGUUUCUCGCCAUAUGAGCGACGAGUAAUGGAGCUGUUGAGGAACUCCAAGGACAAGAAGGCGAGGAAGCUGACGAAGAAGCGGCUCGGUACGCUCCUGCGCUCGAAGCGCAAGUUGGAGGAGCUCGGCACGAUCAUUCAGGAGAGCAGGAGGGCAGGCCACUAA